Macrosiphum euphorbiae (potato aphid) is the source of this 516-nucleotide messenger RNA. Lineage: Eukaryota; Metazoa; Arthropoda; Insecta; Hemiptera; Aphididae. The record is from the annotation of a GenBank genome assembly.
AUGAAUUCCUUCGCCGUAGUCAAAGUGGUCGCCACGAUGAUCUUGUUCGGACUUUUCACUCCGACUGCGGUCGCAGUAGUUACCAAGUGUUACGAAUGCAAGGAAGAUCAAAUAUCUACAUGUGGACAGUCCCAGGCAACCGAACUCACGGCAACUACACCAGUUACUUGUCUGGAACCGGCCGCUACAACGAAAUGUUACGAGAUUGUAGUAAAAGAAACUGGCAAGGAUGAUGCUGUCGGCGUAUUGCGCGGCUGCACGAACGAUGCUGCAUGUGGUGUACUAACUAAACACGAAUUGUUCAAGGACACCGAAUGCGUUCCUUGCGACGCCGACGACUGUAACAAUUCUAAAUUCUUCCAAUUAUCCGACAAAGCUCCAGGCAGCGGGACGGGCAACGGGACAGGCAACGGCACCACGACAGACAACGGUCAACCGUCGUUCGUAGGUUCUGCCGUUCUGUGCGCCCUUUUAUCGUCCCUGGCCGUGGCCAAGAUGUAUUUCGGCGCAAUGUGA